AUGUCACGACAAGAUGCCGUGAACAUCCCGGUGCCAGAACCGGACGAAGGGGAAUACCUCGAAGAGCAGGCGGACGGAGGCAGCGACGAAGAGGCGGACUACGAGCAGUUCCAAAGGUGGAUGCAGUUUCGCGAGCGCGACCGACGGUCAGAGUGGCGAGGACAUCGCCCACGAGAGCAGAGCCGCCGAGGACGAGAUGAUGAAGAUGAUGAUCAAGGCGACCUGCGGGCGAACGCCGGCCCUCCCCCGCCGUGGGACGGUCAAGAAUCCCCCUUCGAGGACUAUCUGAUCCGUGCCAGGAUCUGGGUCGGAACGACAAAAGCUCGAGGCCGAACACGCGGGCCCCUCCUCUUAAAGGCUUUGAGCGGGACCCCUUUCCAGGACUUUAAGCACCUGGCAAAGGAUGCCAAGUGGCUCACCGACCCGGACAACGCCGAGCAGCUCCUCAGCCAGAUGGACACCCCAGAGUACUACGGGGACGACAAGGACGAGCACCUUCUGGCCUCCCUCUCGAGGAUCACCUACCACUUGAAGCGGUCCCGGACCGAAAGUGCCCGCCAAUUCCUUGGCCGCUGGGAGGCGGCCGAAAGGAAAGUUCUUGAGCAUAAGGUCAACUUGCCGCCGAUCUACAAGGGCUUCCUGUUGAUCAAUGCUUUGGGGCUCUCGGAGCCAGACACCAAAGCCCUGCUGAACUUCACGCAGGGAUCGAUCGAGCCGAAGGACGUGAAGCAUUGGCUCCGGAAGCACGAGACCAAGCUUCAGGCCAACCAACUCGGCAACGAAUCGGCCAACAGGACCGGCAAGGCGACGGGCUCCGCGGUGCACAUGAUGGAGGAGAUCCCAGAGGAAAAUGGAGACCAGGCCGUGACCGGCCCGGAUGACGAGGAGAUUGACCUGAUGGAGGCCAUGCUGGCGGACCUCGUCGAGGACGAGGAGACGGAGCCAGGGCCCUUCGAGGAGCAAGAGGUGGCCGAGAUCCUGUCCAUGAUGAUCAAGGAAAAGAAGAAGACGUAUACUCAAUCAGCUCAAUUGAAGAAGGACAAGGAGCUUGGCCGCGGCUACCGGAACGGCACGGGUUUCAACAGCCGCUCAGUGAGCGGACCCAUCCGGCCUGGACACUACAAGUUGUCGAUUGCUGAACUCAAGCAGCGGACACGCUGCAAGAAGUGUGGCAAAAUCGGCCACUGGCAGAGAGAGUGUCCUGGGACGACUGGGACCGGCCAAGCGGCGAGCACUAAGGAGACGCACCUUCUCGAAGUAGACCUGCAGGACUAUGACGAUGCCAUGUUCUGCCACUACCUGGAGACGGUGCCGAAGCCUGGCGCCGGAGGUGCAGUUUUGAAUGAGGAUUUUGAGCCAAAGGGCUAUGGACACAACCGUGACAGCCCAAUUUCCGAGCUCGAUUACAUGUUUCGGCCUUGCCAUGAGGACGCCAUGGACUGCAGCUCGCCGACGAACAAGCGAGCUCGACCCGAGGGUGCAGAUGGAGCCAAGACAGCCCGGGCGUUGGACGCCUGGAGGAAUCUACUCCUCCGACUCGCUCUGAUCUUCCGGCCCAUGGUACGCCUGAUGGUCAAUUUGGUGGAGGGCUCCCUGGACCGGUCCUUCCAGCAGGUCAAGAACAACGUCCAUGCCUACCACCUGGCCCACCUGGAGGAGCUCCGCCGGGUCGUGGACGACGCGAUCAAGGACAAGACCGACCAGGACCGCGAGCUGUUCCACAAGUUCCAGAAUUGGAAGCGCGAGAAGAAGUCACAGGGACCUCCGUCGGGAACGGAGGCCGGGUUCGAGAUGGUGGAGAAACGGUCGGCAAGCAGCUCGGCGUACUUCCCCUUGCCGGACUCGAUCUCGGAGUACACCCACUACAAUGUGAAGACGGGCAACCGAGGCAAAAGGGUCACUGCGGCCCGAACGGGAUCGCCACCUUGCGGACCACCUCCACCUGUGCCCCUGAACCAGAACAUCAAGCCCUCAAGCAGCGGGGGAACCAGUCACUACGCUUCGCCCAGCCUGAGCUCCUCACCGACCAUGGAGAAAGUGACCGACAAGAUGAAGCAGCAGGAGGUCUUCACCUUCGGGGCCCAACUCUUCGGCAUCGACCUCCCGCAGUGCAACUGCGGCCUGGUGUGCAAGAUGGAGUUGAGCCAGACCCAGGCGAACCACCAACGGGUCUUCGUGAACUGCUGCAAGCGCAACGAGAAGGAGCAAUGCGGUGUUUUCCGAUGGUGCGAGAAGCAGCCUCUCCUGGACGAGGAGUUCCGGGUGACCCGCGACCGGGUCCGGAGCGAGAUCACGGAGGACCACACCCCCCGGGAGUUCCUGGUCCGGAUGAUCCAGGACCUCUGCGGCCACAGUUCGACGAUCCGGACGGGGACCAACGCCUUCGUGAACCGGGUUCGAUGCCGGACAUGCCACAAGCUCCUCACCAACGAGACCAAGAGCCCCAGCGAGUCGAAGAACCCCAAGACGGAGAACAAUAUGGUGGGGGCCAGUCUCGGACCAGCACCUACGGAAGCUUCGGACGAGAGUUCGAGCCACCAGGCGGACUACCAGGAGUUCCUUGCUUGGCGGCGCCUACAACACUGUGGGGUCCACUGCGAUCCCUAUGAACCGGGAGGACUUAGCAGGAAUGAGGUUGCUGAGCUAGGUGAGACCGAGGGCAAGGGAUCUGACAUGUCAGUCCUCUAUGUUUCGAACAUACCUCAGUGCUUCCUAGAGUGCUUGCACCAUGCUCUUGACACGAAGUGUGCCUGUCUUGUGUUCGUUCUGCCUCCGAAACCUGAACACAACCAUGAAGAAGACGUGAUCAUGAGAUUGGUUAGGCAGGGCAGUGCGAAAGCAGUUCGAGAUGGGGCCAAGGUCGUGUGUGUCCAAGAGGGACCUGAAGAUGUCUCGCAGUUUGAACACCUCCCGGAACGCAGCCGUUUUGGUGGCAUGCACUUUGCCACUAACUGGAGUACUGUGACCCGGGCCCCCGGCCGAAGCAAUCCCGUGAAUGUAGGAGCGUUCCUUGGUCUGGUGCGAUGCCUGCUCGCUGGAUGCUAUGGCGUUGACGUCAACACGAUCUACGUGCGGGACGUGGUGAAGGAUGUUCAAGAACAAGGAGAACGACUACGGCGGUACCAAGACUACACCCACCAGGCGAUCGACGAGAACGAAGUGCACUUCCAGCGACGGGACAACCAGUACCAGAUCCACCCGAAGAUGAAGGCGAUCAAGGGGGUAAACGACCACUACCAGGCAACGACUGAAGUCAUCAAGAUCGCCCAGGAGAUGAGAUGUAGCGUGUGCGAGAAGUUUUUGCAGACACGACCUCCGCGACGAGCAGCACCACCACGUGAAGUGGGGAUCAACGAGGUGAUCGGGAUGGACACCGUUUGGAUACCUACUGUGGGACAGAAGCGGAAGAAGAUUGCCUUGAACAUCAUUGACUACGCCUCACACUUCCAGAUGAUCAUACCCUUGAAGGGGAGAAGUCCCGAGGCUGUCUGGACCGCUUACCGGCAAUGGGUACGAUUCUUCGGGCCACCCAAACAAAUUUGGGCGGAUCAAGGAGGCGAGUUCAAAGGAUCUUUCCGGACCCGAACCAUCCAGGAAGGAACAAGACUGGAACCCAGUAGCCUGGAAUCCCCCUUCCAACGGGGGCUAGCAGAGAGACACGGAAAGACCUUCAAGGUGAUCCUCGAGAAGAUCAUGGCGGACUACUGCUUCAGCAACCUUGCCGAGUGGCAUGAGCUCGUGGACACGGCCGCGAUGAUGAAGAAUCGCCUCGCAUCUCGAGGCGGAUUUUCCCCUGUCCAACGCGUCAUCGGUUAUUUACCCCGACUACCUGGAGGACUCCUAUCCGAAGGCCAAGACGACGCCGAGACGAGCAAGCCGAACCGACUUGGAGAUGGAGGACUAGCCCGGUCCAUGGCCAUGAGGAAGGCAGCGGCAAAGGCUUUCUUUGAGGUGGACUGCGACCAGGCCUUAAGGAAUGUGCUAGCCGGUGGGCCGCGACCUCAACACGACUACGUGGUCGGACAGAUGGUCUACUUCUACCGCUUGGGCCAUUCCAAGAAAGGAGAUCGUCCACAUGAACGGUGGCACGGGCCCGCGCGGGUCAUUAUGACGGAUCUUCCGUCAACUCUAUGGCUCAGCUACCAGGGCAACCUGGUCAAGGCCUCACCUGAACGAGUUCGGCCUGGCAGCGAAGAAGAAAAGAUGACCAUACAUGGUUGGCUGGAUGGCUUGGCACAAGCUAAGGAGGAGUUCGAGAAAGAGCCUAAGCGUGGCUACAUGGACCUCACUCACCAAGGAGCCCCUCCCGGAGCCGGACGAGAUGGAACCGAAUGA
This is a messenger RNA of Symbiodinium sp. CCMP2456, 4335 nucleotides long. NCBI's taxonomy places the organism in Eukaryota, Dinophyceae, Suessiales, Symbiodiniaceae. The record is from the annotation of a GenBank genome assembly.